Nomia melanderi (Alkali bee) is the source of this 4388-nucleotide messenger RNA. Its product is annotated as transmembrane protein 8B. Lineage: Eukaryota; Metazoa; Arthropoda; Insecta; Hymenoptera; Halictidae. Gene Ontology annotation, cellular component: membrane. The record is from RefSeq and is a predicted model, not a curated record.
UCAUUUAAAAGUUAUUCAGAUAUAGCAAUGUUUCAUUACACAGUUCCAAAAGAGAAAAUACAAAGCAUAAUAUGAUAAUGUAAUGUACAGAUAUCUACAAUGGGGCAGUUAUCCUGUGAUAUCUGUAAAUAAUGAUACAUUCCCUAAUGAUAUGUAUCCCGAGCGUAAUCAAACUAUUGUAGUCUCUGCAGUCACAACAUUUGAACCAAGAAAUACUGCGAUUGUGCCAGUUUACGGACCAGAGUCUGGAGAUUGGUACGUGGGGGCUUAUUUGUCUCAUUGGGAUGAGAAAGUUCAACAACAGGGACUUGGACACAAAUGCCAUUACAGCAUAGGUUCUGUAGCUAUAUGGACACAAACUAAUAGUAUGGAAAACAUACCUAUUGGCUGUCAGCAUACAUUAAGAACAAGAGAAACUACUUCUUAUUACAAAAUAUACAUACCAUCAGGAACAUGGAAUUUUAAACUUCACAUUUGGGGGUGUAAUUUUACUGUGUACACAUCUCGUAACAUACAUGAACCUUGCAUUCAAAGUAUGGCCUUACAAGGACGCUCAUUACCUGUUUUUAACCACUCUGAACCUAGUGAAAUUGGAAACUUUACUAUGUUAGAUUCCUAUACUUUCACAGAGUCUUCUCCUUAUGAGGAUAGCUAUUAUUAUUUAAUGAUUAUUUCAGAUAGUAUCAUUGAAGUGAACGUUAAAGUAAUCGCCUCAGAAUGUCCAAUCAGAAUAACAGAAAAGUCUUUUGUAAGGCAGUAUUUAGAUGCACCUUCAUUUUCUCAAGCACUAGCUCAAUUACAUAUGAAAGACUUAACAAAACAUCAUACUCAUCAUGGCGAAGACAAAAGUAAUAAUGUAUCGUUGUAUAAUGAAAUUGAUUUUAGAAAUCAAUUUCAUGUGUCAGAAGAAAGUUUUAAUGAUCCGUGUGUUCCAAGAUAUCAACUUGCUAGGAUUAAGCAUUUGCAAACAUUUUCUGGUGUUUACUUAUUACAGGGUAAAGAAUGGUUAACUUCUUGGGUGAUGUUAACAGAUGACCACCCAGUAAUAACGCAAUUCAAUAUAUUGCCAUUAAUCGAUAUUGGGGGUACACUUGAUAUUAGUGUACAUUUAGAAAUGGAUAAAGUAGUAACAAAACAGCUAGUCAGAGUUAUACUUUGUAUACGGCGCGGUCGAGUUCCAAAUAGAGCUAAGGGUAAUAUUAUAUGCGAGGAUUCAAGAAUGUUAAUGAAUUUAUCAUCAUUCGACAAACAUGAUUCAAGUUUAUUAAUACCAUAUCCACAGCCAGAUGUUUGGUAUGUUGCUUUACAAGCAACAUGUUAUUUUAAUGGACGCCCCGUAAAUUGUGAAAUGGAAGAAAUUUUAGUAUCGUUGGAUAUACGAACUAGACAAUGUGUAUUUCCCGGAAAUUAUCCAUGUGGUCAUCACGGAAUUUGUCAAGAAAUUCACAGAGAUAUUCUUUAUUAUACAACGUGCAAAUGUUUUGAAGGAUACAAGGGAUGGGGCUGUACCGAUGCGACUAGUGCGAAUCCAGAGUCUUCUCUUCUCAUGACAACACUGAUGCUCACUUUAAGUAAUGGUUUUUUCAUACCUGCAAUAUAUUUAGCUGUUAAGCGUGGAUUAUAUGCGGAAGGAUUAGUCUAUAUGGCAACUAUGCUUUUUUCAUCUCUGUACCAUGCUUGUGAUCAACAUGUAAUGACAUAUUGCGUAGCUAAAUAUGAAGUUCUGCAAUAUAGUGACUUCUUUUCAAGUAUAUUAGCAUUUUGGGUAACCCUUGUUGCGAUGGCUGAAAUUCCAACUCAUUUUGUGUCAUUGUGCCAUAUGUUUGGGGUUCUUAUAAUAGCUUUUGGGGUGGAAUCUAAUAAAACAUGCCUAACUAGUAUAUUAGUACCGUUAGGAAUGGGUGUUAUGAUUCCGAUGGGAUCAUAUGUUUAUCGUUGUUAUAAGUUGAAGAAGUGGAAAAAGCCUGACAGAAUUUCAAAGUUAUUAGCAGGAUUGCUAUUGGCAACAAUAGGUUUGCUGCUAUUUUCUUUAGUUGAAACAGAGGCUAAUUAUCAAUAUGUUCAUAGUGCGUGGCAUAUGAUAAUAGCAAUUUCAUUGGUAUUUUUGUUACCGCCAUCGCCAACGGAACUAACUACUUCUUCAGGCACCAGCUCCUUCAGCGACGAUAGCGAAUUACUUGAUUAUAAAGACGUACACGGGAGUCCAGUUUUUACGGUGACUUCUGGCCAAGAAAAUUUGGUUAUUGCGUCGCACUGAAAAUUCCGUUAAGAUAAGUAGGGCAAAGAAACCAAAUACGUACCAUUGUUUAAGUUACUUGUGCCAAAAGAGUGUUCUAAUUCUCUAAGCAAGAAGGUAGGUUUACAGUAUUACGAUAAUCAAAAUUAGAAGAUGUGUAUGCAAGUGCACAUACUAUCUAUAUGUACAUAAAACAUGCAUUUAUGUAUAACUUUUAUAGUAGUUCCUAAGUCAAUACAAAUAUGUGGUUAUAGGGUAAUCUAUGUGGAGAUUUUCAACUCAAUGCAAUUCAACAGACAUACGAAGAUAUUUAAUACUAGUUAUAAGCACUGAAUCAACUUAACAAUGGUGCUACUAUUCUUACUAUGUUACGUUUAGACUAUACUCAACAAUACUAACAGAUCUAUUUUUAUAUAUUUUUUUAUUGUUGAAAACUAUAUUUUAUUAUAUUAAACAAAUGAUUGAGAAGUGAACGAGACUAAUUUCUCCUGAAAAGUCGAAUCACUUAAUAAUAGCAGUUAAGUUUAUUAUUAACUAUGAAGUUUCCAGAUUUUCUUUCUAAGCGUUUUUUAAAAGGAGAGUAUGUAACUAUUUACAACUGUACAGAGAUAUAAGCAUGUCCUACGUCUUUCCAUAUAUUUUUAUGGUACUUAAUUUACAGCAAAGUAUAAUACUUAUCCUAGUUUACAAAGUGUUGUAAUGAAUAAUAUUCAUUUGUACAUGAACAUAGUACUUCAUUAUGCACUUGUAAACAACUGUAUUGUAUACUUCAUUAUAUAUUCCAUGUUUCCAGUAGUGCUAAAAAGUAUUAAGUUCAUAGAUUACCCUAUGUAACCAACGAAUGCAUCCAAAAAUUAUUGUUAAUUGUAUUUUACUUCUUACUUUUUUUUCUACAAAGUCAUCUUACAUACGAUAACGUGAAUGUUCUGUAUAAUUACUAUAACUUUGGGAAGUACAUGGUACAUAUGACGUUUAUUUCACCGAAGUAGAGAGUCAUGUAAUGUGUGCAAUAUUGUUGCGUCUAUUUUACGAAUCAUGAUCAGAGUUGCGUGAGGGACCACAGUAAGUAAAAGCUACUAAUAGCAUGUUAGAAAAUGAAAGUAUGAAUGCUGUGCCUAAAAACAGAUACAUUAUUCAACUGAAGUUUCUGAAACCUAAUGAUUUAACAUUUUGAGGUACUCUAAGUUUUGAUAUGUAAACUCUGUUAGUAGAAAUGUAACACAAAAUACAAAAAUUUAUACUAUUAGUAAUUACUAAUUUUAUAUUGCUUUUAAUAAUUACUUUCUAUGGAACACUAUACAUUUCAAAUCAGCUAAAUAUGCAUAUAGUUCGUAAGUAAUUUAGGAUUGCCAUAGGCUUUAUGUAAACAUUAAUUUAAUAUUAAACAUUCCCAAAGUUAAUUAGUUUUAAUACAGAAGAUGCACUAAUGUUCGCUAAAAUUAAUUUGCAAAUUUUAACUUCCGUAGAAGUGCGUGAUAUUUAUCGCAAUAUUUUAGUCAUAAGGUGUUUCAGUUUAUAAUCAUAAUUUGAUAGAUCGUAAUUUAUAUAUAUAUAAAUAUAUAUAUUAUUGUUGACACUUCAAAUUAUUAUACUGAUUUAGAUGAAAUCAAUUUUAUAUAACAAAUUACAGAAGUAUAGUAUCUAUUUUAGUUACUAUUCAAAUACCUCACAAUGUUUAAAGUGCCAUCUAAGAUGUCUCUCUCAUCCUGGGCAGAUGAUAUUAUAAAUUUUAUUUUUACACUAUUAAGAAAAGGCAGGACGACCGAAAAGAAGGAAUUCAUAUGAUACAAAUAUUUAAAAGAUUUAUGUAUGCUACAUCAAUUAAGAUUUUAAACAGAAAUGUGUAGAGUGAUACGAGUAACAUAAUGGAGUGUAUAAUAACGAUACAUAAUUGUAUUAUAAGAUGAUACAGUCACAAAUUCAAAAUAUGUAAAGAUCCUAUAAAUUUUCGUACUAAAGAAAAUAUUGAACAAAAAAUCAAUGAGUAACAUUAUGCGUUAUUUUAAAUAAAUUAGUAUAUCUUUUAACGAUCUACUACAAAUUUUGUCUAUACUAAAAAAGAAAUGCGACAUAACAAAUGAAAAAGAGUGUUGUAAACAUAGUACCCCGUCCAAAUUUAAAACAAUAUAAUUUUUUUAUUAAUGCAAUGGCA